CCUGCUUUCAUCAUUUCCCCAAUAUUGUUUAUGUGCUUUUAGUAAUUGCGAAGUGAUAUUACAUUAUCUGUUGACCGAAGUGUCCAAUUAAGGUACGGUAUCAUUUGCCGCACGAGGUAAUUCAAAGUUUUAGCAUUAGAAAGUGAAGUAGAGCAUCGGGUGUUCUCCAUUUAGCCGGUUGAAGGUAUGCUAUUCAUUUCAAACUUCACUACACUACUUGAAGACCUCAAUUAGUACAAAGCUAUUUGGUUAAUAUGCAUUUACUGUGUUUAACGCGUUCUGGAGUAUUGGAUUUAUACUCUGAAUGAAAAAUAGAACAAUGGCGGAGAAAGAAAAAAAAAAAAAAAGUAUAUCUUGUAUAUUAUUAGACAUAUAUUUCAUAGGAAAAAAGCCUCACUAAGAUUGGAAGUUUUCCACCGGAAACUACAUGUUGUUAGUGUUUAUAUCCGGCUUCUGUUUUUGGUAGUCUGAAGAUGGCCUGUGAAUUGAGGUCACUUGCUAAGUGUUGUUCGUUUGUUCUUUUUUUAAUUGUAAUAAACUUGUUGUCCAUUAUGUGCAGGUUAUACAUGCGGAGAUGACUUCACUGGGGAGCAGCAGUUCCUCCACAACAGAGUAUGUUGUACGAGUUCCUAAAAACACCAGUAAAAAAUACAACAUAAUGGCAUUUAAUUCUGGUGAUAAAGUCAGUUGUUCCACAUGGACUCAGGCCCGUAUGGAGCGGGACAUGAGUAAUAGGCGCAUAUAUGGAGAGGAGGAAUCUACGGAUGGGGCUGGUGGCAGUGAGUUUGGAAAGAAACAGAGGGAGGAAGCACGGAGGAAGAAGUAUGGCAUCAUUACGAAGGAGUUCAAGGCGGAGGACCAGCCCUGGAUCCUUAAAGUUAAUGGCAAGGCAGGAAGAAGAUUUAAGGGUCUGAAAAAAGGUGGGAUUACAGAGAAUGCUUCCUAUUACAUCUUUACACAAUGUGCUGAUGGUGCCUUUGAGGCUUUCCCUGUGCAUGCCUGGUACAACUUUACACCACAGGCCAAGCAUCGCACACUCACAGCUGAGGAGGCAGAGGAAGAAUGGGGCAGGAGAAACAAAGUGGUCAAUCACUUCAGUAUUAUGCUUCAGCGGCGUCUCCGAGAACAGGAGCGAGGAGAGGAGGAUGAAGAAGAGGGAGAGAAAGGGGGGAAGAAAAAGAAAAAGAAGGGAGGCAGGGGUGGAGACCUGCGUAUACAUGACUUGGAGAAUGAUUUGGAAAUUAGCAGCGAUGAAAGUGAUGAAAGCAUGGGAGAGGAUGGGGAGGGCAAGGCAAAAACUAAAAAGGACAAAGGCCCCAAAGGCAAGGGAAAGAAGAAAAAGAACAGCGAUCUUGAAGGAUUUGAGGACAGUGACGAUGGGGACUUCGAGGGGUUAGAGGUGGACUACAUGUCUGAUGAGAGCAGCUCUGAAGAGGAGGAGCCAGAGAAGACAAAGCCCAAUAAAGGAGAGGAUGUACCUAAAGGGAUUGAUGAAAUGUCUGACAGCGAGGAAGAGAGCGAGGAAGAGAACAAGAAUGAAGAGGAAGCAAAGGAGGAAGAAGAGGAAGAAGAUGGGAAGAAGACACCAGUGCAGGUGGAAAAGAAGAAAAAGAAAGACAGCAGUGGAGAGUCAGAAAGCUCAGAAGACAGUGAUAUUGAAGGAGAGGCAGCUUCAGCACUGUUCAUGGUGAAGAAACGCACACCUCCUAAGCGAGGGGGUGGCCGUGGCUCAGUAGGUAGUUCAAGAACAGGAAGUCGACCUGGCACACCUUCUAUCGACAAUGCUGCCACUUCCAAUACUCUCCGUGCUGCUGCCAACAAACUAGAGCAAGGUAAGCGCCAGACUGUUGUAUCAAGCUCAGAGACUCCAGCUGCUAAGAGAUUAAAGAUGGACCCUAGCCCUCAGAGCUCCUCAGGGAAAAGUACUCCCCAGCCAGUAUCAGGAAAAUCCACUCCAAGCUCCAGACUACCGUCUCUCCCAUUUAGUGAUGUGCAGCUGACAGAGGAUGCCGUGCGCAGGUAUCUCAUAAGGAAGCCCAUGACUACUAAAGACCUGCUGAAGAAGUUCCAGACUAAGCGCACAGGCCUCAGCAGCGAGCAGACAGUCAAUGUGCUUGCCCAGAUCUUGAAGAGGCUCAACCCAGAGAGGAAGAAUAUCAAUGAGAAGAUGCACUUCUACCUCACUGAGUGAACAAAACUGAGAAGAAAGUGAAAGACUGAAAACCGUUGUUUUGGCCCAUCGCCAGCAGGCUUUCCUUUUUUAAAGAACAUUUUUAUUUAGAUUAAGACCUACUUGGUCAGAAACAUCUUGUUUUUCUAGCAGUCAUUUUGCUUUUACCUACCCAGCAUUAAUUAACAGUAGUCAUCAAGUACUGUUAAUUGGGUUACAGUUGAGAGUGCUGGAACAAGAUUGAAGAGUAGAAUGACGAAGAUAGGGAGAGCAGAUGGUUUUGUAACAUUAGUGAAAGUGUUUUGAAAUUUCAGACAGAUUUAGAGCUCUUACUGCACAGUAAUGGUGAAAAUUUGAAAAUCAGAGUAAUCUGAACUCAAUCUCUCAGCAAAGCUUGUAGGAUUUUGAGAGUGACUCAAUACAGAAAAUGCAACUGCAGUGAAAGGGUGCUUUUAGCAGUUGACACGUUAUUAAAUUAGUCUUUUUAUUUUCUUUUUUUUUACCUAGUUUAAUAGAUUUUCACCCAUACAAAACACCUUUUCCAGCAGCACUGUUAGAAUUCUGUAAUCUGUAUUAUCACGUGUUUAUCCCCUUAGUAAUAAAUUCAGUUUGUUUUUGAAAUGAA
This is a messenger RNA of Xyrauchen texanus (razorback sucker), 2795 nucleotides long. RefSeq names its product general transcription factor IIF subunit 1-like. Lineage: Eukaryota; Metazoa; Chordata; Actinopteri; Cypriniformes; Catostomidae. Gene Ontology annotation, molecular function: DNA binding; TFIIF-class transcription factor complex binding; RNA polymerase II general transcription initiation factor activity. The coding region runs from base 575 to 2191 and encodes 538 amino acids. The record is from RefSeq and is a predicted model, not a curated record. The transcript has 13 exons. Gene Ontology annotation, cellular component: transcription factor TFIIF complex; nucleus. Gene Ontology annotation, biological process: transcription initiation at RNA polymerase II promoter; positive regulation of transcription elongation by RNA polymerase II.